This is a messenger RNA of Tigriopus californicus, 2417 nucleotides long. RefSeq names its product long-chain-fatty-acid--CoA ligase ACSBG2-like. The transcript has a single exon. Gene Ontology annotation, molecular function: long-chain fatty acid-CoA ligase activity. Gene Ontology annotation, cellular component: endoplasmic reticulum; membrane. NCBI's taxonomy places the organism in Eukaryota, Metazoa, Arthropoda, Copepoda, Harpacticoida, Harpacticidae. The record is from RefSeq and is a predicted model, not a curated record. Bases 207 to 2162 code for a protein of 651 amino acids.
GAGACAUUUCCGAAAGAGAAACAGUGAAAUAGUCCAUACUAUCAAACAGAACAAGCUAAAGACAAAGGAGUUUUUUCUUUCAGACUUGGAAACAACACAGAGCGUGCGUGUAUGUACUAAAUAAAGGUCGCUCAUUCCAGUUCUGAAAAUAAUAGUGGCGUGUUCACAAGGUCCAUUCAUUGUUCACCAUCAGACCAAUUGAGGCGAUGGCACAGGACGGACCUGAUCAGAUACUUCAUAGUGAAUUGUUCUCCACUUGGAACUUGAACCAACCGGUGAAGUUGCGGGUAAACAGCAAUCCCCCGGAUAAUUUACCACCCGUCUCUGUUCCCCAAUUGCUGAAUGUUGCCGUAUCCAUCGGUGGCAACCUCGACGCUUUGGCCGUCAAACGAGAAGGCUCAUGGGUAAAAUGGACUUACCAUGAGUAUCAAAGCGAAGUCUAUGCGGCUGCCAAAGGGUUUAUCAAAUUGGGAUUGCAAGCCAGACAUUGCGUGUCCAUUUUGGGAUUCAACUCUCCGGAAUGGUUUAUGGCCGAGUUGGCGGCUAUUCAUGGCCAUGGGAUUUCUGUGGGAAUCUAUCCAACCAGUUCGCCUGAAGCCUGCAAAUACAUCAUGGAACAUAGCCGAUCUCAAAUCUUGGUGGUAGAGAAUCAAUCUCAGUUGGAUAAAUUCGCUCCCUUCUUGAAUGACCUGACAGAAUUAAAAGCAAUCAUUAUGUAUGAUGGUCAGCCCAAGGAUGCAAAGACCUUAAAAUGGAAGGACUUUAUCGCCAUGGGGAUGGAGAUAGACGAUGCUGUAUUGGAUGAUCGAAUGAAGAACAUUGCCAUCAAUGAGUGUUGUCAUUUGGUCUACACCUCUGGAACAACAGGGAUGCCCAAAGCUGCUAUGCUCAACCACGACAACUUGACCUGGACUGCUGGACAGUUGACGAAGAUUUAUUCCUUGGUUUUAAAAGGGGAACGGAUUGUAUCCUAUUUGCCGUUAAGUCAUGUGGCUGCCAAUAUCACUGAUAUCUACCUUCUCAUGGCCAUCGUUGGGACCGUCUUCUUUACGGAUCGCGAUGCACUUAAAGGAACAUUGAUCAAUUAUGUCAAGGAAGCUCAGCCCACUUUCUUUCUAGCCGUUCCCCGUGUUUGGGAAAAGAUCCAGGAGCGCAUGUUGGAAGUAGGACGUGAGAAUAAGGGUCUGAAGCAAAAAGUCGGCCAAUGGGCUAAAAAGACCGGCCUAGAUAAGAACAAGAAGUUAUUGAGUGGCAACCCGAGGGCUGCCUCAACACUUCAGUAUAAGAUAGCCAACAAAUUGGUCUUCUCCAAGGUCAAACAGCAACUUGGCUUUCAUAAAUGCGUCAAUUUCUUCUCUGCGGCUGCCCCACUUGCCACGGAUGUGAUCGAAUACUUCAUGAGCUUGGACGUGAGGAUCAUGGAAAUUUAUGGGAUGACCGAGUGCAGUGGACCUCACUUAUGCACUAGUCUCCAAAGCCAAAGAGUUGGAACUGUUGGACGUGAAUGCCCAGGUUUUUGGAACAAAAUCGAUGGAACCGAAAGUGGCGAGAUCUGCAUGCGAGGACGGCAUUGCAUGAUGGGCUAUCUGAAAGAUGAGGCCAAAACCAAAGAGAUCUUCGACGAGGACGGUUGGCUCAAAUCCGGAGACAUCGGCACGGUUGAUUUAGAUGGAUUUGUCAGCAUUACUGGCCGGAUCAAAGAGAUUAUCAUCACGGCAGGUGGGGAGAAUGUGGCUCCGGUUGUCUUGGAGGAGAAUAUCAAGAGUCAGUUGAGCUGCAUAAGCAAUGCCGUAGUGAUCGGGGACAACCGGAAAUUCUUGUCUUGUUUGCUCACAUUGAAAACGGAGAUUCACGCGGAAACCAUGAUGCCGUUGGGAAACCUGGCACCCAACGCCUUAAUAUGGCUUCAUGACCAAGGAAUUGACGACGAAGUGACCACAGUCCAGCAAUUCGUCAGUCAUGCGCUAAUUCAAGAGAAAAUCCAAGCCGGAAUAGACCGUGCCAAUGAUGUGGCCCCGUCUAGAGCACAACAAAUCAAAAAAUGGAUCAUUCUAUCCGAAGACUUCAGCGUCCCUGGCGGUGAAUUGGGUCCCACUCUCAAGCUGAAGCGCCACGUGAUUUCGGAAAAGUAUGCGACCACAGUUAAUAAGCUUUACAAGUGAUACACAGAUGCCUGCCCGUCUCAUACUUUUGGUAUUGAUGUUAGUUGGAGUGUACGUUUUCAUCUUGAUGUUCUCACAUCUGAAGUGGAAGAAUCCGGACAUCAUCUGGAUGCAUUUAUUCGUGUGAAAAGAUACCAAACCUGCCUGCCCUCCCGUGGUUUGUUUGUGAGCAGUUCAUGGUAACUGAGUUUUACAUACUAUCGCCGCGACUUCGUUUCCCAUCAAUUACAAAUAAAAACUUUCCCUUAGACUUCA